This is a messenger RNA of Rotaria sp. Silwood1, 486 nucleotides long. NCBI's taxonomy places the organism in Eukaryota, Metazoa, Rotifera, Eurotatoria, Philodinida, Philodinidae. The record is from the annotation of a GenBank genome assembly.
AUGCUCGUUUAUGAAAAAGAGGCUGAUGUUAAACAAUUGUCGCCGGAUUUUAUGGCGUUAGUUAAAAUUGAUAGCGUUUUUGGUGUGAUUGCUACUGCUCCUGGUGAUGAAGUUGAUUUUGUUUCGAGGUUUUUUGCGCCCAGUGCCGGCGUUCCUGAAGAUCCUGUUACUGGUUCAGCACAUUGCAGUCUAAUCCCUUAUUGGGGUGAACGGUUGGGUAAAAAUCAGCUGCAUGCUUACCAGAUUUCGGCACGUAAAGGAGAACUUUGAAUAUGCCGUACUGCUCAGCAAUUAUAUUCAAAUGAUAAUGAAUUUCAUGAUUUAUCUCUUUGUGUUCGACAUAAUCAUGCAAAACUAGGAAAUCUUCAUAUUGGUGAUUCAAUAGUUAAUAUUCAAUUAUUAAAUAUGAAUGGUGAAUUCGUUUCAUUAUUAUCUUAUUGUCAUUUAAAUCGUCCAUUAUUAAUUAUUGCUGGUUCAUACACUUGA